Molecule: messenger RNA, 1256 nt
Organism: Cercocebus atys (sooty mangabey)
Lineage: Eukaryota; Metazoa; Chordata; Mammalia; Primates; Cercopithecidae
Product: MAM and LDL-receptor class A domain-containing protein 1-like
Exons: 10
Coding region: 1-1194 (397 amino acids)
Biological process (GO): nervous system development
Cellular component (GO): membrane
Molecular function (GO): protein binding
Source: RefSeq, a predicted model, not a curated record
AUGGUGUCUUGUAAAUUUCCAGGUAGUGGUAAGCACUUCCUGUACGUCAACUCAUCUGGCUCCAAGGAAGGAUCCAUUGCCAGAGUUACUACCUCCAAAUCCUUCCCAGCAAGCCUCGGAAUGUGUACUGUUCGGUUCUGGUUCUACACGAUCGAUCCCAGGAGUAUGGGAAUAUUAAAGGUGUAUACCAUUGAAGAAUCGGGGCUAAACAUCCUGGUGUGGUCAGUUAUUGGAAAUAAAAGAACGGGAUGGACAUAUGGCUAUGUGCCUCUCUCCAGUAACAGUCCAUUUAAGGUGGCAUUUGAAGCUGAUUUGGAUGGCAAUGAGGACAUCUUUAUUGCUCUUGAUGACAUCUCUUUCACCCCAGAGUGUGUGACUGGAGGUCCUGUCCCAGCGCAGCCAUCACCCUGUGAAGCUGAUCAGUUUUCUUGUAUCUACACACUCCAAUGUGUCCCUCUCUCAGGGAAAUGUGAUGGACAUGAAGACUGCACAGAUGGAUCCGAUGAAAUGGAUUGUCCUCCCAGCCCCACCCCUCCACUCUGUAGUAACAUGGAGUUCCCAUGCUCUACAGAUGAGUGCAUCCCUUCCCUCCUGCUAUGCGAUGGAGUGCCUGACUGCCACUUCAAUGAAGAUGAACUCAUCUGCUCCAACAAGAGCUGUUCUAAUGGAGCUCUGGUAUGUGCCUCCUCUAAUAGCUGUAUCUCAGCCCACCAGCGCUGUGAUGGUUUUGCCGACUGCAUGGAUUUCCAGCUUGAUGAGUCCAGCUGCUCAGAAUGUCCAUUAAAUUACUGCAGAAAUGGUGGGACUUGUGUAGUGGAGAAAAAUGGUCCUAUGUGUCGAUGUGGACAAGGAUGGAAAGGAAAUCGAUGCCAUAUCAAGUUUAAUCCCCCUACUACAGACUUCACGUACGCUCAGAAUAAUACAUGGACUCUCCUGGGUAUUGGAUUAGCAUUCCUGAUGACUCUUAUCACAGUUGCGGUCUUGUGUUUUCUUGCAAACAGAAAAGUACCAGUAAGGAAAACCGAGGGAAGUGGUAACUGUGCCUUUGUCAAUCCAGUUUACGGGAACUGGAGCGACCCAGAGAAAACAGAGAGUUCUGUCUAUUCCUUCUCAAAUCCAUUAUAUGGCACAACAUCAGGAAGCCUGGACACCCUGUCACAUCAUCUCAAACAGCAGCAUCGAGACCAAGUCUGAUCCAAAAUGUGUAGUUGCUAGAAAAUUGAAGUCUCCACAAUCUAAUAGAAACUCAUCUUCUA